AUGCCACUGCUUUAUUCAGUUGUUGCACGUGGGACAACCAUCCUGGCCAAGCAUGCCAACUGCACAGGGAAUUUCCAAGAAGUCCUCAACCAAAUCCUGCCAAAGAUUCCUCCAGAAGAUUCCAAACUCACAUACUCUCAUGGCAGUUAUCUUUUCCACUACAUCAUGGAAGGUGGCAUCAUUUAUUUGUGCAUUAGUGAUGAUGAUUUUGAGAGGUCUAGAGCAUUCCUGUUUUUGAAUGAAGUCAAGAAGCGAUUUCAGAUGACAUAUGGAUCAAGGGUUCAGACUGCUCUGCCAUAUGCAAUGAACUCUGAAUUUUCUCGGGUUCUUGCCAACGAAAUGCGGCAUUUCUCUGAUGCUAGGGAUGAUGAUACCAUUGCCAAGGUGCAGGGAGAACUAGAUGAACUGAAGCACAUCAUGGUGCAGAAUAUAGACAGCCUAGCAUCCCGAGGUGAAAGGUUGGAGCUUUUGGUGAACAAAGCUGAGAAUCUGAGUGCUUCUUCUGUGACAUUCCGAACAACAAGCCGAACCCUGGCUCGAACUCUUUGGUGGAAGAAUGUGAAGAUGAUGGUCAUCGCUGUGCUUAUUGGAAUAGUGGCAUUGUAUAUCAUUGUGUCUAUUGCCUGUGGAGGUUUGGACUGGAAAAAGUGUGUCAAGAAAAAGCAGGCCUGA
Molecule: messenger RNA, 672 nt
Organism: Darwinula stevensoni
Lineage: Eukaryota; Metazoa; Arthropoda; Ostracoda; Podocopida; Darwinulidae
Source: the annotation of a GenBank genome assembly